Molecule: messenger RNA, 1474 nt
Organism: Ylistrum balloti
Lineage: Eukaryota; Metazoa; Mollusca; Bivalvia; Pectinida; Pectinidae
Product: tryptase-like
Exons: 6
Coding region: 75-1082 (335 amino acids)
Biological process (GO): proteolysis
Molecular function (GO): serine-type endopeptidase activity
Source: RefSeq, a predicted model, not a curated record
CACACCCAUACAGGAAACUAGAGUUUGUACCUAGCAGACUGACAUCAGCUAGAGGAAUAUUUCUACACGUGGAGAUGUAUCCAGCAUACGUGAUUAUAAUAACAGUCCUUGUUCUGGUAUGCAAUGGCUCUUGUGUUAGCCCGGAGGAUGAGAUUCAGCAAGUGAAAGAACAACUACAAGUGUUCGUCGACAAGUUAGUUCUAAACAACGACGGGGAGAAACGGGACGUGACAGGGCAGACAACAGCAUCUGACGACCUCAAUGCCGAGGACCAUGGGGAGAAACGGGACGUGACAGGGCAGAAGACAGCAUCUGACGACCUCAAUGCUGAGGACCAUGGGGAGAAACAGGACGUGACAGGGCAGAAGACAGCAUCUGACGACCUCAAAGCUGAGGACCAUGGGAAACGUGUGGUAGGAGGCACGCCCAUGGGGCGGAACCAAUGGCCAUGGCUCGUCUCUCUUCAUUUCUUACGCCCAUUCUGGUUUACGGAGAAAACUGGCAUGCGACAUUUGUGUGGUGGCACUCUCAUCAGCACAAACCCCGAGUGGGUCAUCACUGCUGCACACUGCGUCAGUGAAGAGAUGAACGCAGGCUUAGGUAACCCGAAACAUGUAAACACCCUGCUAUAUGACAUCGCUCUACUGAAGUUAAUGCCUGUCGAACUGCUACAACUUGAAGACACAGCCGAUCUAGAUGAAGGUGAAUUCGCCCCUGGCCAGCUGUGCUCUGUUGCCGGAUGGGGACAAGUUUCUUACCGACCCAAGGGUUGGGGAAAUUUCAUUCCCCUGAUAGCCUCUGUUUCUUUGGUGGACACCGACGUAUGCAGUGAGCAGUAUGAAGCAGUAGAGACAGAGUUUUAUAUAGAUCAGUCAACAAUAUGUGCUGCCUCAGAUGAAGGUCAUGAUGCAUGCUUGGGUGACUCCGGAGGACCGUUGAUGUGUCAGAGCCCUAGCGAUGACCGCUGGAAAUUAGUGGGAGUGGUUUCCAGCGGCUACGAAUGUGGAAUGAAGGACUUCCCAGGAAUCUACACACGUAUAAACUACUACAGGAGCUGGAUUGACAGAGUAAUGGAAGCAUGACACUCUCACCUGGAGGAGUGAAAAAUGACACAAUACCACAGAGUGACAUUCCAAUACACUGAGUUAUAACUGUCUUACUGAAGUUUCUGUUACAUUUCAUAUGUAUCAUCUUCACAAACAACAAUUCCUUGUAAAUUUGAGGGAUUUCAUUUUAAUUUGAGGUUAAAUAUAAAACAAAAUGAGUAUUAAGAAAAAUGUGGUUAUUUCUUUGUGAUGUUAGAAGUUGAUAACAAUUAAAAAACCUGAGUUAUUAUCAAAUGCACUUAUUGUUUUCAUGAUGUUAUCAUACUCUGGAGCCUUCUGACUGUUCCAUCGUCUGUGACAAUGGAUCCGAUUAACUACAUGCUGACCACUUGACCUUGUGAUAUUUCAAAUAAACCAUCUGACCCGUU